GCCAGCAAUUGCUGCAGAUCUGGACCGACGUCGCCUCUCCACGCCGUCUACGAAGAACCACCUCACGAUACGCCCCCGAGUGCUCGAAAGGAGAGCCGCCUGCCCACGUCGAACCCGACCCCCGUCUCCCUCCUCGCCCAGCGUCCGCGCCGGCCACCUUCGAGCGCUGCCCGCCUGCGACCCUCGAGGCUGUGGUCCCUGCAAACUUGCAGUGCUGCCCCUCCUCGGCCACCCGCCUCUUUCCCACCCCCGCCGCUGCGCCGCCCGCACGUCUCGUCAAGACCUCGCUCACACCGCGCCGCAUCGUGUGACGGCACCGCUUAUAUAUUCGCCUUCAGGUUCUGCUGCAGUCGCACAGCCUAGCCCCGACACGACCUGUGCUCUCCUCCUGUGCACAAACACCACCAGCACCCGUCCUGUUCUUGUCCUCGCCGUGGGCCAACCGCAAACCUGGACUCCACAAUGUCGUCCUCCUCGGGGACUCCCGAAUCCUGGAUCUCGUCUUUUUGCUCGCUGCUCGGGCACGAGUACUUUGCCGAGGUCUCAGAGGACUUUAUCGAAGAUGACUUCAACUUGACAGGUCUCCAGACCCAGGUCGCAAUGUACAAAGAGGCGCUCGAGAUGAUACUCGAUGUCGAGCCCGAGGAUGACGAUGAAGAAGAGGAAGAGGAGGAAGAGGACGAGGACGAGUCAAUCGAGGGCGGAAACGGCCCAAUGCGCCACGGCGAACGGAGAAACCACAGCCGCAUAGCUAGUGAUCUCUCGGUGAUAGAAUCCUCUGCCGAAAUGCUCUACGGUCUCAUCCACCAGCGCUUCAUCUGCUCUCGUGCAGGCAUACAGCAAAUGUCGGAAAAGUACGAGCUCGGCCACUUCGGUGUGUGCCCGCGAAGCCACUGCGAGCAGGCGAGGACGCUGCCAGUGGGGUUGUCCGACAUUCCUGGCGAAGAGACUGUCAAGCUCUUCUGCCCAUCCUGCCUAGAUGUUUACGUGCCGCCCAACAGCAGGUUCCAGACCGUGGACGGUGCCUUCUUCGGCCGCACUUUCGGCUCGCUCUUCCUCCUCACAUUCCCCGAAUACGAUCUGACGAAACGCGGAGCGGACGUGCUUGCUGGCGCUAGGAUAACGGAGGACGACAGAGAGUCCAUGCUUAACGGCAUGUACACCUGCAACAUCGCUCCUGGCUUGGGUCCCAACAAGAUCUAUGAGCCCCGGAUCUACGGUUUCCGUGUUUCUGAAGUUGCGCGGUCCGGGCCGCGCAUGCAGUGGCUCAGGCAAAAACCGACAGACAUCACAGAGCUCGAUGAGGCGCGGCGGUUCGCCGAGGAGCAACCAGACAGCGAGGAUUAUGAUGAGAGCAUGAACCUGAAUGGCAGGCCGGUACGGAAAUUGAGGGCACGGAGGAGAAACGGCCAGGGUGGUAGCCCUAUGGAGACGAAUGGUGCCAACUCCGAACUCUAGAUGAUGUCAAAAUUGUUAGCAGACUGGGGCAUUUCCACUCAUCCGAUAUUGCAGGAGAAUCACAGGCGCCGUCAGAUGCAUAAACUAGUCUGGCAGCU
Messenger RNA from Microdochium trichocladiopsis, 1556 nucleotides. RefSeq names its product casein kinase II regulatory subunit-domain-containing protein. The transcript is spliced from 2 exons. The record is from RefSeq and is a predicted model, not a curated record. Gene Ontology annotation, molecular function: protein kinase regulator activity. The coding region runs from base 463 to 1458 and encodes 331 amino acids. Lineage: Eukaryota; Fungi; Ascomycota; Sordariomycetes; Xylariales; Microdochiaceae. Gene Ontology annotation, cellular component: cytoplasm; protein kinase CK2 complex.